Molecule: messenger RNA, 2144 nt
Organism: Linum tenue
Lineage: Eukaryota; Viridiplantae; Streptophyta; Magnoliopsida; Malpighiales; Linaceae
Source: the annotation of a GenBank genome assembly
GCCAUGGAGUUGAAACGUCACCGGUGUAACAUCCAUUCCCAAAAUGUUCCGUCACAAAACGUUGGGAAUUUGGGAAUUUUUGGGAUGCUCGCCCGAUAUAUGCCUUGGAAUCCAAGGGUGAGUGGCCAUGGAGUAGUGCGCCAGCAACAGACAACAAUUCCGCCCAAUUGUCCGCUCUCCGCCGUCUCCUCCUCUACGGCUGCCGUCGCCUGUUCACGCUAUACGCAUAUAUAUACUUCUCCACUCCUGGUUCCGUUUCCCCUCUCGGCUCUCUCAACAACAAUGACCCACCAUGGCCUUGGCUGAGUUGUAGCUAAAUCAACAGCACGGGACUUCUCUAAAAUGCAGCAAUCUUCGGGGGUAGCUCAGGAACCGGGGCCUCUUGUCGAUUGGGUGGCUCAAUUCGGUCGUUUUGCAUUCAACGCCGCCGCGAAUUCAAAUGGGUACUCUUCCUUUCGUUCGAAUUACUUGUAUUUUGAUACCACGGGUCGAAAGAGUAGCAGGGGAGGCAGGGUGGCUGCUUCCUUGAGACUGGGAGAAGGAGGCGGUUCGAGUUUGAGGAGGAUUUGGAAUGAGUUUAAUAGGUUUGUUAGGUCUCACUGUGAUAGAGUCCCUAUUGGUUUCCCUUCUGCUGGAGUCGGGCCUGGGGAUUGUAGUAGCAGUAGGAGUAGUAAUGGUAGUAAGUUGAACGAUGGAUGUGAUGUUCUGGUGGAUGAUGGUUUGCCUUUGAAUGGAGUUGAGAGUGAUCGCCCUAAAAAGGUUCUCAUUUUGAUGAGUGAUACCGGUGGUGGUCAUAGAGCUUCUGCAGAGGCUAUCAGGGCAGCUUUCUAUGAACAGUUUGGUGAUGAUUAUCAGGUGUUCAUUACUGAUCUAUGGUCAGAGCACACACCUUGGCCGUUCAAUCAAUUGCCUAGGAGCUAUAAUUUCUUGGUCAAACACGGUACAUUAUGGAAAAUGACAUACUAUGCAUCUGCACCAAGGCUAAUCCAUCAAUCGAAUUUUGCUGCUACUUCAAUGUUUAUAGCUCGUGAAGUUGCCAAAGGAUUGAUGAAGUACCAGCCUGACAUUAUUGUCAGUGUGCAUCCACUGAUGCAGCAUGUUCCUCUUCGUAUAUUGAGGGCGAAGGGUCUUCUGCAGAAGAUAGUAUUCACUACAGUAAUUACAGAUCUUAGCACUUGCCAUCCAACCUGGUUUCAUAAGCUUGUUACACGAUGUUAUUGCCCGUCAAUGGAUGUAGCUAAGAGAGCCUUGAAAGCUGGGCUGCAGCUACCCCAAAUCAAGGUUUUUGGCCUUCCUGUUCGACCAUCAUUCGUUAAACCUGUUCGACCAAAGGAAGAUCUAAGGAGGGAACUGGGGAUGGAUGAAGACCUUCCUGCUGUUCUAUUGAUGGGGGGAGGAGAAGGGAUGGGGCCCAUUGAGGCAACUGCAAAGGCUCUUGGUGAUUCCUUAUAUGAUGAGAAUCUCAGGGAGCCAAUUGGUCAAGUCCUUGUUAUAUGUGGCCGCAACGAAAAGCUUGUCAAUAGAUUGGCGUCGAUCGAUUGGAAGAUUCCUGUCCAGGUGAAGGGAUUUGUCACUAAAAUAGAAGAUUGCAUGGGGGCAUGUGACUGCAUCAUAACCAAGGCUGGUCCGGGGACUAUUGCAGAAGCCAUGAUUCGUGGCCUUCCUAUAAUUUUGAAUGAUUACAUUGCAGGGCAAGAAGUAGGUAAUGUGCCCUACGUGGUGGAGAAUGGAUGUGGGAAGUUCUCGAAAUCGCCGAAAGAGAUAGCUAGUAUCGUUGGUCAAUGGUUUGGUCCAAAGAAGGAAGAACUGACGGCCAUGUCCCAGAAUGCUCUGAAGCUGGCCAGACCUGAUGCAGUUUUCAAGAUUGUGAACGAUAUGCAUGAACUCGUUAGGCAGCGGAGUUAUGUUCCUCAGUUUAACUGUGCAACUUGAUUCCUGACAUUUUCUUUCCCUCACCAUCCUUGAAAUUUUGACACAAAUGAGGUUGGUUUGAGACUUUGUAUGACUGUUCUGAGAUUUGUCAGUGAUUUUAACAAUGAAAAGGAAAGGUAAAUGCCUGAUUCUAUUUUGUGAAUCUUGGGCAUGUUUGGAAGUUAUGGUUCCUUAAAUUGAUGUAUUUAAUCAAUGUAUGUAUUAUAAUUGGG